AUGGAAGAGGAAGCGGUGCGGAUGCGCUGGCUCAGCGGCUGGCCCAGACGAGUCCUCCCUCUGCGUCGUCCUGCAGGCUUGUCGCAGAUGAACUCGUAUCACGCGCAAUGGAGUGUCAUGGACGACCAGAUCAUGCUGACUCUGCCAUCGACGACGGACGCCUUGUCCCCGUCCACGGUCUACCUGGCCGACCUCGAAGACAGCCUAGAAAAUGAUGACGAUGCGGUCGAGUUCAGCCAGAUUGCAGAGCUGCCGUUUCAUGCCACGAGAUCCAGGCUGCUGAGCAACCGAGCGGGAUUUGUCACUGCAGAGUUCAGACAAAUUCAAGGCAAGUUGAUACUGCGCACGCAUGACCGGAGCGGCAGCGUCAAAAGGGAGCAGACGGUGCCAGCAGAAGCUGUCGAUGGGGAGUUUGCCGUUCAUGGCCCAACUGUCGCCCUCUGUGUACGCAUCGGCAUUCAGAAGCCAUCCACCAACUGCCUCGGUACUUCGACUCAUGUCAUCACCUGGAACACUGAGACAGGAGACCUCGCAAAGGUUGAGAUACCCCAAGACGAACGCGCACCUCAAUGUCACAGGGGGAACAUCCAGUUCACUACCUCUUCGUAUAUUGCUCUCGGCGGCCACAUCGACCCCUGCUACGACAAGCCAUAUGCCGUGCUGCGAUCAAUUCCAAUCGCGCCGUCAGAGCAGAAUCUUGGCCGAUAUUUCCACCACCACGAAAACUUUGAGUAUGGAGACGACCACGACGCGAUAGCGAUCCCGGGAAGUUCUGCUCACGGCAACUUCGUCGUUCACCAUCACCAGGACCAGAAACGUUUCACAGUCGCAGACGUGGGCUUGCUCACAGGCGAGAUUCCAUCCGAGCCAGAACCCACGCCGAGAUACUUUUCCGACCCAGAUUACCACAAGGAUCUCUUCCACGUCUUCUCCAACAAGAGCAGUGCGCGAACGCUCAACGGGGCGACGAUAUCUGACAGACUCCCCGCCCUCGCCGGAAACCGACUGCUGGUGCGGCAACACCUCGAGGAGUACGACCAUGACGCGGACAGCUACCAUGGCUUCAAGGCCCCUCACUCCUCAUUCGGCACCUUUCAAGUCCUCUACCUCUACGACCUAGACCAAGACCGGUGCAAGGCCCUGCGCCAGCUUUCGCCCACCGAGCGCCAGGCUCUCGAGGCGCGGCUCAAGGAGCUGAACCCCGACGCCAGGGCGGCCGUCGUGUCCCGCAUGUUCUACGCCUCCAUCGAAGACGAAGACGACAUGGAAAGGGACGCCUCGCCGGAGUGGGAGGCCCACGUGCGAGAGCUGUGGGAGGUUCAGCAGGCGCGGCAACGGGGAGAGGCCACGUUCCCGACACUGGAGUUUGACGAUGCGCCGGGGGGGCAUGAUGACGAUGAUGCUCGCAUCUUGUUCACGCGCAGCAUGGUUUGUCUGCCGAGCGUGCGGGACGGCGAGGCGCUUGCUUUGACGACUUCGGCUAUCGUUGAGCUGCCGACGCCCGCGGCAGAUGGGUAUGUGCAUUGUUUUGUAGCAUAG
Messenger RNA from Trichoderma citrinoviride, 1539 nucleotides. RefSeq lists its product as hypothetical. Lineage: Eukaryota; Fungi; Ascomycota; Sordariomycetes; Hypocreales; Hypocreaceae. The transcript is spliced from 4 exons. The coding region runs from base 1 to 1539 and encodes 512 amino acids. The record is from RefSeq and is a predicted model, not a curated record.